AUGUCGACUCCGCGCACCCACCGCGGCGAUUCCCAGCAGGAGCCGCCCUCGCCGUCCCGCCACGAUGCCACCGCCGCCGCGGCCCUUCUCGCCGGCAAGGAGGCCCAGAGCACCUACGCCUCCUUCUCCCCCGCGACACUGAGCGCGACCACCCCAAGUGCGACGUCCGCCGCGAAACGGAGGAGUACAAUCCUGGUGCAUCAGAAAUCCCCGCUGCUGCUUGCGACACCCCCGCAGAUCACGCGCGCGCUUGCGUAUAGUCAUCCGUUUCUGCUCCCGCUGAAUCGGCUUGUGGGGUUGUUGACGUGGACUACAAAUGAUCCGUGGGAGAGUUUCUUGCUGCUUGCGGCGUUUUGGGCCGCGGUGUUAUAUGGGGAUUUUGUGGUCCGCGUGGCGGGACCGCUGGUUCUCGUGCUGGUCCUUAUCGGGGGCAUGUACGGCCGGCGGUUUAGCCCGUUAAGCAGCAGUGGCUGGAGCGAACCGGGGCUGGGCACGGGCGAUGGGAACGCUGUCGCGACGGAUGGGAAGAAUUCCAAGGCUGCGCGGAGGACUAAGAACCUUUCGGUCGACGGCGCGACAGAGAAGAACGGGAAGGCGGGCAAGGCUGGGAAUGGGAAUGAAGGCGCAGGCGGGGGGGCGAGGGGACACGCGCGGAACCAAUCGUCGCUGUCGGAGAUCACCAAUACACGCCACCAAAAGACGCUGGACGAGAUUGUCGAGACGCUGCGCGAGUUCACCGCGCGGUGUAACAUACUGCUGGAGCCGCUGCUCGAGCUGACCGACUUCCUCAGCACCCAGCGCACGCCUACUUCAGCCACCACCCGGCCUGCGCUGACGACGCUUUUUGUUCGGAUUUUGUUGUGUAUCCCGUUUUGGAUCUUGCUCACGCUUCCGCCGCUUCGGAUCAUCACUACGCGCCGCGUCAUCCUCAUCCUCGGGACCAUCUUUUUGUCGUGGCACUCGCGAGUCAUCCGAGUCACUCGCGUCAUACUAUGGCGCAGCGCAACGGUCCGGCGAGUCCUAGGCCUCGUCACCGGACUCACCUUUGAGACGCCAACAAGGAGUCGUACCGGCGUGGUCGCUGGGGACGCUGGAGCCGUGGAUAAGGCCAAGACUCCGGCGACCUCAGGUAACGCCAAACCGGCCCCACGAGAGUCAGAACUGACCAAGGCUCUCCGUCGAGCGCGUGGACGUGGGACCGGCGUGCGUUUUACGUUCAUCAUCUACGAAAACCAGCGACGUUGGAUUGGGCUUGGGUGGACAAGCAGCCUGUUUGGCUACGAGCGGCCCGCGUGGGCGGACGAGCACAACAACGCUGUACCGCCCCGCGCUGAGUUUGAGCUGCCUGAGGUGGAGGACGGGAGUAAUAUGCGGUGGCAGUGGGCAGAGGGGUCCAGGUGGAGGGUGGAUGGUGUGCCGGAUGAUGCUGUCAUGCCUGGGGAUAAGAAGGAGGUUGAGUGGGAUUAUGAUGCGCCCGGGGGGAAGAUGGGGUGGGUUUAUUACGAUAACAAGUGGCAAAACGGCCGACGCGGCCAAGACGGAUGGAACCGCUGGACGCGCCGCAGAAAAUGGUACCGAGACGCCGAACUCGUAGAAGCAGACGACGACGUCGCCGACGAGACACACAGCCAACCCGCCGACAACCACAACCACACCGAACAACAACCCAAAACCCCACGAUGCGCCUCCGCGCCCAUCCGCACCGGCGCGCGAGGUCUCAGCCCAGCCCCGGCCGUUCCCACAGUCGACCUAACCCCAAGCACUCCCGACCUUCCUCUCACCCCGUCCUCUCCACCCUCCACCUCCACACACUCCCACUCCCACCACCACCCUCAUUCCCCCAGCACAAGCCAACAAGACGACCGUGACCGCGACCGUGAUCGCGACGACGACACAACCCACACCGACUCGGCCUCCAUCCUCUCCACAUCCAGCCGAUCCGCCCGUUUUUCCCUGCGUAGACGCAUCACGGACUCGUCGCAGCAUCGGAGUAUCGGCAGUGGCGCAGGAGGGACCAGUGGGAGUGGACAGCGGAGUCGGAGGGCGAGUAUGGCGGCGAGUAAUGCGAGUGAGGAUGAUGCUGCGUCGUUGGGGCCGCAGGCGAGGAUGGCGGUGCAGGAGGCUGGGGGGGAGGCCGGGAGUUGGGGGGUGGGGGAUGAGAUUAGGAUGGGGUUGGAGUGA
Dichotomopilus funicola is the source of this 2181-nucleotide messenger RNA. Its product is annotated as integral peroxisomal membrane peroxin-domain-containing protein. Bases 1 to 2181 code for a protein of 726 amino acids. The record is from RefSeq and is a predicted model, not a curated record. Gene Ontology annotation, cellular component: peroxisomal membrane. Gene Ontology annotation, biological process: peroxisome organization. Lineage: Eukaryota; Fungi; Ascomycota; Sordariomycetes; Sordariales; Chaetomiaceae. The transcript has 2 exons.